This is a messenger RNA of Musa acuminata AAA Group (dessert banana), 840 nucleotides long. RefSeq lists its product as uncharacterized. The record is from RefSeq and is a predicted model, not a curated record. The transcript has a single exon. Lineage: Eukaryota; Viridiplantae; Streptophyta; Magnoliopsida; Zingiberales; Musaceae. Bases 131 to 706 code for a protein of 191 amino acids.
AAAAGAAAGAUACGUGUUGUCAUCGCCCCAAGUCCCCACCUCGGCCAUCGACCUCACGUUUUCUUCUUUCUCUCCAGCGAACAGGGGAACGGAGAGCCCACAGUCUUCCCCACCACCAAGGCGGAGCACAAUGGCGACCUACGGCGGCGUCCUCCGGCGCUCCGCGGCCGUCGUGGAGCGCGCCCGCGACAGCGUUCGCUUGACCCGCAAGGCCCUGGCCCGCUUCGCCCGCCCACAGUCCUUCGCGGCCCCGCCCCACGCCGAGGCCGCCGCCGUCCGCGCCGUUCGCAACCUCCGCUCCUUCCGCCUCCACUACGCCCUCCUCCUCUGGGUCCUCCUCCUCGCCUCCCUCUUCCCCCGCCACCGCGCCACCAUGCUCUUCCUCAUGGCCGCAUCCAAGCUCGCUCUCCUCUACGGCGCCCUCCUCAAGGCCUUCCCCAAUUCCGCCCUCCUCCGCCGGAUCUUGGACCGCAGGAUAUCCGCCGCGCUCGCGCUGACCGUGAUCUGCGCCGUGCUCGUGAUGACGGGGGCCGUGCCGCAGUUCCUGCUCGCCAUGGGCAUCGGCGUGCCGCUCGUGCUGUUCCACGCCCUGUUCCGCGUGCGGGACGAUCUGACGGCCAGCAGCGAGGAGACGGCUGCCGGAACCGGUGGCGAUCCGAGGCCGAUCUCGGAGAAGAAGGGAGAUCUCGAAAUGGGAUCUCGGUAACAACAUCCUUAAUUUUUUUGUACUCUUUAACUCAUUUUAUCCUUUCCCUUUUCUUAAUUAAUCUCAUUCUACUUCUACUUUCUUCAAUUCAUCGAUCUCUUUUCAUCUUACUAAAUGGAACUCGCGAUGUAUAC